UUUUCAGAGGAACUUGGUGUUCGUUACCUUCCGAAACAAAACUCAAGAAUUUGACUCUGUAUUGUCAAGCAACAAGAUUUCUCUACAAAACAAAACCAUUCUGAACUCUUUUAGCACCUAAACUGAGUGAGAAUUUUGAGAGACUCUUAAAACGAUCAAGAGAAAAAUCGAUUUUAAGAUAUGAUAACGCUAGUGUAUGAUACAAAUUUUAGAACUUUUAGAAAAUCCGUCUUAAUAGGUGAUCAAGGUGUCCGUCAGAGGUGGGCGAUGUCUCAUAUUAACCACAAAUAUUUGUUCUACAUACCAGCAUCAUUUAAGUCUUAUUUGAUUCUGGCAAUUUACUAAAAUAUUAUAAUUUCACAAAAAUCAGUUUUUUAGACCUUUUUUAGAAAACUUAUUCUGAGACCCUCAUAAAUCUUUCAUAUUGACAAAAAUAGUAUGGAUUUUAGAGUAGAUAUAUUGGUUUAUCGAACCAUAUGCUUAGCUCAAUACCGAUUUAUGAUGAAAAAAAUCUAUAUUUCUGGCGGAGAAACCCUGAGGUUCUCACCAUUUUAUUUAUUUUAAAUUCGACGUUUUCAAUUAUAUAAACAGUAAACACUUUCGAUGACACGUGAUAAUGAAAAAAUGUCAUUGAUAAGUUGAAUAUUCGGUAACUAACUUUUUUUUCUUAUAGGUAUUGGUGCAUCUUUAGACCGUCCUUCAAAGAGUUUACCGAAUGAUUUAGUUGGUGUAAAUAGUAUCGAAGAUCAAAAACCAAUACGCAUUUUAGCCAUGGGUCAAGGACAAGAAAAAUUGGCAUUACAUGCUCUCUUGCAAGCACAACAACAAGGACAAUGGUUAUUAUUACAAAAUUGUCAUCUACUCAUUCCAUUUUUAACUAGUCUCGAAAAAGAACUUGAAGCGGUCCAAAAACCACAUUCAGAAUUUCGUUUAUGGAUGACAACAGAACCUAUACGUGACUUUCCAAUUGGUUUAUUACAAAAAUCAUAUAAAGUGGUUGUUGAAGCUCCAUCAACAUUAAAACUAAUUUUAAAAUCAACAUUUUUCAAUCUUACACCAAACGUUUUCACAGAAUCUGAUCAUCCGGCAUUUCCACCACUUAUAUUUAUCUUGGCAUUUUUUCAUUCUAUUUUGCUCGAACGACGAAAAUAUGAUAAACUUGGAUGGAAUAUUAACUACGAUUUUAAUGAAUCAGAUUUUCGAGUAUCAUUUAAUAUUAUCAAAAGCUAUCUUAAUAUGUCACUAGAACGUGGUACAUUUGAAAUACCAUGGAUAACAAUACGAUAUCUUAUUAGCGAAGUGAUCUAUGGUGGGCGUAUUAUUGAUUCAUACGAUAGACGAAUAAUUAAAACGUAUAUGCUUGAAUAUUUUGGUGAUUUUGUAUUCGAUGAAUAUCAACUAUUUCAUUUCUAUAUGAAUCCUUCUAAUCUAACUUAUCACGAUUAUUUUAUACCGGAAUUACGCGAUUUUUUAUCAAUAAAACAACAAUGGCUAUUGCAAAAAGCGAAUAUACAUAUUGAUCCAGCUAUUGAAAAAAAUUUUGAAAAAUAUUUACCAGAAAAAAUAGCAGAAACAUUGCAAAGAAAUAUGGAUAAAAUAGACCAAGUUCAAAUAUCGUCUCUUUUUCAUACACGUAAACAAGCAGAUUCAAAAUAUUCAUUGAAACGUUUAUUCAAUACUCAAAAGCAACAACAGAUAAACGAUGCAAAAUAUCAGUUUUUAUCGAAAAAUGUUUUGUUUAAUCAAUUUUUUAAUUUUGCUCUCUUUCGAGAAUUAUAUUCUACGUAUGUUAAACAAUUACCAUUGUAUAAUCCACCAAAUGUAUUAGGAUUAAAUUUGAAUGCUGAAAUUAAUUAUUAUACAAAAUCAGCAAGAGAAUUAUGGUCACUCAUGUUAGAUUUACAACCUCAAACAUUUGAAAUAGACAACAAUUUUAAUCGUGAAGAAUUUGUUAAAACGUUAUGUGAUGAUAUUUUACAACAAAUACCAUCAAAAAAAGAUUUAAGAAUAAUAAAGCAAAAAUUUAAUCAACGUAUAACACCGACAAUUAACGUUCUAUUUCAAGAAUUAACAUAUUUUAAUUUAUUGACAUCACAAAUGUGGCGAUCUAUUACAGAAUUGAAACGUGCACUCAAAGGUGAAAUUGGUUUAUCAUUUGAAUUAGAUGAAAUAAAUCGACAUAUUUUCAAUGGUCUCAUACCACCAUUAUGGCGUACAUAUACACCACAAACAAGAAAAUCAUUGGGAAAUUGGAUGGAACAUUUUAGACGACGAAAUCAACAGUACGAUAAAUGGUAUCAAGAUGGUGAACUAAAACUUGUCUGGCUAGGUGGAUUACAUGUGCCAGAAUCGUAUUUAGCCGCUAUAACACAGAUAGCUGCAAGAAAAAAUCAAUGGCCAUUAGAUCGAUCAACAUUUUAUACGAGUGUAUCGAAAUGGCAAAAGUAUGACGAUAUUGAUGAGGUAACACAAGGUAUUUGUUUAAUUGAUGGUCUCUAUCUGGAGGGUGCCGGAUGGGAUAUUGAUAAUCGAUGUUUAGUUCAACAAAAAUCCAAACAAUUAAUACAAUUAAUGCCGAUAAUUAAAGUUGUUCCCGUUGAAUCACAUCGUUUAAAUACCGCCAAUUAUUUACCAACACCUGUUUAUGCAACAUCGGAUAGGUGUAAUUCAAUGGGGCAUGGUCUGAUAUUUGAAGCGGGGCUAUAUACAAGGGAACAUUAUUCACAAUGGAUAUUAAAUGGGGUUUGCCUUCUUCUCAAUACAGACUGA
Molecule: messenger RNA, 2769 nt
Organism: Didymodactylos carnosus
Lineage: Eukaryota; Metazoa; Rotifera; Eurotatoria; Philodinida; Philodinidae
Source: the annotation of a GenBank genome assembly